Molecule: messenger RNA, 201 nt
Organism: Anisakis simplex (herring worm)
Lineage: Eukaryota; Metazoa; Nematoda; Chromadorea; Rhabditida; Anisakidae
Source: the annotation of a GenBank genome assembly
AUGAAUGGUAGCAGCCACUACCCUUAUGGUCAUCAUGCUCAUCAGAUAACCACUCAAGUUGUCAUCGAAUCGUCAUCCCAUCGCACGGAUGAUGUAUCUGUCGAUGACGAUGAUGAAGAAGUUGACGUGGAGAGAUGCGAUUUUGACUCUGAUGGACCACCACAACUGCUCGAUUUAUCGUGCAGGUUUGUUUUCCGGUGA